Penicillium atrosanguineum is the source of this 405-nucleotide messenger RNA. RefSeq names its product cytochrome c oxidase assembly protein COX16. The coding region runs from base 1 to 405 and encodes 134 amino acids. NCBI's taxonomy places the organism in Eukaryota, Fungi, Ascomycota, Eurotiomycetes, Eurotiales, Aspergillaceae. The record is from RefSeq and is a predicted model, not a curated record. The transcript has 2 exons. Gene Ontology annotation, cellular component: mitochondrial inner membrane. Gene Ontology annotation, biological process: mitochondrial respiratory chain complex IV assembly.
AUGCCUGCUUUUCAGUCCAAAACCUUUCGCCGGGCCACUACGGCAUCGUCCUCGCUGGGAGAACGGAUCGGCGCCUUGUAUCGAGCAAGACUUUCUCAGCACCCUUUCCUCCUCUUCGGACUUCCAUUCAUUGCCGUCAUCGUGGCUGGCUCCUUCGUGCUGACUCCCGCGGCGGCUUUGCGAUAUGAGCGUUACGAUCGGAAAGUCCAGCAAGUCAGCCAAGACGAGGCUUUCAAACUCGGUCUCAAGGGUCCUGAUGGAGAAGAGGGAAUCAAGCGGAACCCACGGAGGAGAGUUGUCGGCGAUGAGCGCGAGGAGUAUUAUAGGCUGAUGGCUAAGGACCUGGACGACUGGGAACAGAAACGGGUACAGAGGUUCAAGGGCGAGCCGGAUGGGAGGAUAUAA